UUUCACCAGCCUGGUGAUGCAAAUGUGCAAACAAUGAAGGGUUUCACAAGUCACCAGUAAGUAAUGGAAAUAUUCCCCUUUAACCCUGCAUUGAAAAGCAGUAAACACAAGCUGGAGAGUUUGUUGUGAGUGUUCCUGUCUGCGCAGUGAGCGCAGCACUGACGCGCAUGAAGCUGCGCAGCUGCGCCAUAUUGAGCCGACCACCGUUUAUUCAACCAUCAAGGAUGUUUAGGGGCUCCCAGGUCCUGGUUUGGUCUUGUCCCCUAAGGCCAUUGCUGCUAUUGAGAGAGUCCCACCUCUCUGGUUUCUGUGAGCACACUGCUGCUGGAUGGCAGGGUGCAAGAGAUGCCAAGAGAAGGAGAUAUGAGGGGUCAUCAUCAUCAUCAUCAUCCACGGAGACUGUUUCUGGCUCAACACAGCUGUCUUUAUUUAACUUGAACUGUGACAAUCAGAAGCAGAGAGAGGCUUUGUUUCAAAACCUCUCUCCCCAAACCAAUUCGUCCAGCCAUCAACACCUCCCUCAGGUUUUUGUUUCUGGACACCCCAAAGCUGUGAGCACUUACCAAGACUGUUUAAUCAACACAACUUGCCUUCAACAAUGGAGAAGGCCUUGGGACGUUUGCCAACCUUCACACAGUUCCACCUAUAAGACUCAGUGUGACCUUCUCCAAAGUCGUUUAAAUUGCAGACAGCACCUUGUUAGACCUUUCAGCUCGUCCACACGUGCGCCAUGGAUUUUGAACAACUUUCACAGUAGACGACAACCCUCUGGCAUCUUUUCUCAAAAAAACAGAGCAGUUCAUCAGGCCGCCCCGCACGUGGCCGACGGCUGGAGGGACUGUCUUUCCCUGAAGAAUGAAAACAGGUGUCGACAGAGCCUGGGGCCCAAUUUGAAGCUAUACGAGGCCGGGAAAAAGAGUGCAAAUCAGAACCAGGGGAGGUGGGCGUCAGUCCUGGUCUCUCUGUGCUCGAAUCAGGGGGAGCCGGCGGUUCUUUUCACCCUUCGCUCCAGCACUUUGAAGGGCCGGCACAAGGGAGAUGUCAGCUUUGCAGGAGGAAAGAGUGAUCCAUCGGAUAGCGAUGUGGUGGCCACGGCGUUGAGGGAAGCCAGGGAGGAGCUGGGGGUUUCUGUGGCAACAGAGCAGGUCUGGGGCAUCUUGAAGCCUCUCAGAGACAUGUCGGGGAUGAUGAUCGCUCCUGUGCUGGCCAACCUCGGCCCAAUAGAGGAGUUGUCCUUCAAGCCAAACCCAGGAGAGGUGGAGGAGAUUUUCACCUUGUCCUUAUCCCACCUGUGCGACCCUCAGAACCGCGGCUACACACACUUCCGCACCGGCGACAAGUACGGAUACACUGUACCAGUGUUUCGCAACGGGAAGCACCGAGUGUGGGGCCUGACAGCCAUCGCCCUGGACCAUACCCUGAAACUCAUUGUCCCUUCUUAGCAGCACCUCAACCUG
This is a messenger RNA of Anoplopoma fimbria (sablefish), 1457 nucleotides long. It is a transcript of the gene nudt8, whose product is annotated as nudix (nucleoside diphosphate linked moiety X)-type motif 8. The record is from RefSeq and is a predicted model, not a curated record. Gene Ontology annotation, molecular function: coenzyme A diphosphatase activity. NCBI's taxonomy places the organism in Eukaryota, Metazoa, Chordata, Actinopteri, Perciformes, Anoplopomatidae. The coding region runs from base 168 to 1442 and encodes 424 amino acids. The transcript has 5 exons.